Molecule: messenger RNA, 1074 nt
Organism: Dermacentor albipictus
Lineage: Eukaryota; Metazoa; Arthropoda; Arachnida; Ixodida; Ixodidae
Molecular function (GO): zinc ion binding; nucleic acid binding
Source: RefSeq, a predicted model, not a curated record
AUGUCCCUCGAGACCGGCGAGCCGCCGAAACUGUACGGCGUCAACUUCCAGCCGCCGGUACCGAUCAACUUCGCGAACCCGCCAACGUGGGCGAAAUGGCUCAGCCGCUACGAAGACUACGCAGCAGUUUCCGGACUGACGCGAGCGUCGGAAUACAUGCAGGUACGCUCGCUACUGUACUGCAUGGGCCCGGAGGCCCGCCCGCUUCUCGAGACCUUUUCGCUCGACGCCCAGUCGCUCGCUUCAUACCAAGCCGUUGCCACCCGCUUCACUGAGCACUUCGUGCGCCCGGCAAACGAGCUUUACGAAUGGUCACGGUUCCACAGACGUGUUCAGCUGCCCGACGAAAGCGUCGACACGUACUACGCAGAACUGCGCAGGAUGGUUAAGCGCUGUAACUAUCCGUCUGCUGCUGUCGAGGAAAGGCUCGUACGCGACCGGUUCGUCGUCGGCCUCCGCGACUCCAGUCUCUCGGACCAGCUGUGCCGGAACGCGAAGUUGACACUACAGGACGGCUGGACACAAGCCCGUCAAUCCGAAGACGCCGACAGGGAAAAGGCGUUGCCCCAGAACCGCACCGAACACUCCCGCGAGCUCCACCUCGACGCCGCAAAAGCUAACAAGUUCCCCUCUCGCCGUCGCUCCGCCGCUAAGCCUCGUUCGCCGCAGUCGCUAGCAGAGCGCUCACGCGAGCCGUCCACAUGUGAAUUCUGCGGCCGCGCGCCUCAUCGAUGUUCAGACUGCCCGGCCCGUCGUUGCACCUGCAACUUCUGCAAAAGGAAAGGCCACUUUGCCGAAGUAUGCCGCUCGUGGAAGUUCAAGCAGUACAAGCUCAGCUCCGUUCACCUGCACGCCGUCGCGACGCCCACCUCGGCAAAGUUCGUCGACGUCACCGUUGACGACUACACAGCGCAGUUCAAAGUCGACUCCGGAGCCGAAGUAUCUGCUGUUCCCAGCGGCUUUCCUACCUUGCCUGCCAAACUCGACCAAGUCGACACUCUGCUCACUGGCCCGGGAGGACAGCCACUGCGCGUGCUGGGCUCGUAUGUGGCAAGACUUCAGUGUCAAGGGUAA